Molecule: messenger RNA, 336 nt
Organism: Suillus fuscotomentosus
Lineage: Eukaryota; Fungi; Basidiomycota; Agaricomycetes; Boletales; Suillaceae
Product: replication factor A protein 3
Exons: 4
Coding region: 1-336 (111 amino acids)
Biological process (GO): DNA recombination; DNA repair; DNA replication
Cellular component (GO): nucleus
Molecular function (GO): DNA binding
Source: RefSeq, a predicted model, not a curated record
AUGAACGAACAUAUCUCAAUGCGCGUCAACUCUGCCCGUCUUUCCGGAAUCAAGGGCAGGACAGUCCGCCUCCCUUGCAAAGUACUCCGAAUGACAUUGCCAUCGUUCGAAGCGAGUGAUGGCGGUCAGGUAGAAAUUCAAAGGAAGAAUGUGGAUAUGACUGCCACCUAUGUCGAAGUUAUUGGAAACGUGGUGGAUGCAUCCACAAUAAAAGCCAUGGCGACACUCCCGUUGGAUUCAGAAGGCGAGCUAGAUAUGCAACUGGUCAACGACGUGAUUGAGCUUACGUUUGAAUCGAGGUUCGAUAAGCUUUUCCCUCGGUACAAAGACACAUAG